Prorocentrum cordatum is the source of this 384-nucleotide messenger RNA. The record is from the annotation of a GenBank genome assembly. NCBI's taxonomy places the organism in Eukaryota, Dinophyceae, Prorocentrales, Prorocentraceae.
AUGCGGACGUGGCGUUGGCAGGACAGCGUCGACAGCUUCAGCGGAGGACCCCACACCGUGGAGUGCUUCCGCGACCAGCCGUGGCUCGCCUGCAGCCUGGGCGCCUCGCCGGGCGGCCACUCCACCGCCGGGCCCAACCCGAUGGAGCUCGCCUCGCAGUUCCCCGUCAUCCGGCAGGCGCUGGCGAGCGUGCAGGCGGAGCAGCAGCGGGCCAAGGAGAACCCAGAGCUCUGGCCGGCCGCGGUGAGCAGGGACCGGGCGGAGCUGCAGCGGCGGACGCGGCGCAGGCCCCCGCUGGACGCCGACCUCAGCACGCUGAGGAGCGUCGCCACAGGCCUCAGCUUCAGGGAGUCGGCGGGGACGCUGCUCACCAAGACGCGCUAG